Messenger RNA from Anopheles marshallii, 1296 nucleotides. It is a transcript of the gene pch2, whose product is annotated as pachytene checkpoint protein 2 homolog. Gene Ontology annotation, molecular function: ATP binding; ATP hydrolysis activity. The transcript is spliced from 3 exons. The record is from RefSeq and is a predicted model, not a curated record. Gene Ontology annotation, biological process: meiotic recombination checkpoint signaling; reciprocal meiotic recombination. Gene Ontology annotation, cellular component: chromosome; nucleus. NCBI's taxonomy places the organism in Eukaryota, Metazoa, Arthropoda, Insecta, Diptera, Culicidae. Bases 1 to 1296 code for a protein of 431 amino acids.
AUGAACGACAUAGUUGCUCCAACCAUACAGAUAGAGGUGGCUUGCAGCCACGGAUUUAAUAAAGCGGAGCAGAGCUGUUUGGUUUACCAGCACGUGCACGACAUUUUAGAAGAACGCGAAACUAUUCAGAUGGGCACCACUUUCACCAUACCGGUGCCGUUCGUUGUGCAAGUCGAGGUGUGCACGAACAUCGAUCAGUACAUGGUACGUUCGGCGCUGCAGUUCAACUUCUACGUUCUCCAGCAGACACCUACCGUGGCGGAAACUAUUAAACAUUGUUCGGAAGAAAUGGAAAUAUCCCAACACAUGUUGCUUCCGUCCGAAGAGUUGCACGGCCUGUGGGAGAGUUUGAUCUACGAGGAAGGGAUAAAGGACAGUGUGUUAGCGUUUGCCGAAAGUUCCAUGCUUUUUACACGCAAGGGCGUGGAUAAGAAUUUGAUCACCUGCAAUCGUCUGGCACUGUUUCACGGACCACCGGGCACGGGCAAAACGAGCCUCUGUAGGGCCAUCGCUCAAAAGUUGGCCAUUAGGUUGUACUCACAAUACCGGCACGCCCAUCUGGUGGAGAUCAACAGCCAUAGUUUGUUUUCUCGGUGGUUCUCCGAGAGCGGCAAGCUGGUGCAGAAAGUAUUUAGUGAGAUUUUCGGAUUGCUAGACGAUGAGCAUUCCUUGGUCUGCGUGCUUGUGGACGAGGUAGAAUCCAUCGCAUAUUCUAGGGAAAAAAUUUCUUCAAACGAACCGAGCGAUAGCAUACGGGUAGUGAAUGCCGUGCUAACUCAACUAGAUCGUCUACGUCAUUUCCCGAACGUAUUCAUCCUCGCAACUUCCAACUUGACGGACAGCAUCGAUACGGCGUUCCUUGAUAGAGCCGACUUCGUGCAGUUUAUAGGUCAUCCGACGGAACGCGCCAUUUACGAAAUUUAUCGUACGGCUUUGCACCAUCUGCAAACCAUUGGUGUUGUUGAAAAGGAAGGAAAAUCAAAUCGGCGAUUGUCCGCAUCGGCGUUUGACAAUAUACCGAGCUACGAGGUUGCCAUAGAUCCAGGAAGGGCGAGUUGCACCGUACUCGACAUUUUGCUACAGAUCGUUAAACUGUCGUCAGGACAGAGCGGUCGAACGUUGCGCAAAAUUCCGUUCCUUGCGCAUGCGCUGUUUGUGAAGAAGGAAACGGACAGUAUGCUGAACUUCCUCACCGCCAUGCGUCAAACAAUUCGUAAGGUACAAAGUGAUAAGUGCCUGCUGGCAAAGGGCAACUUAUCGGAGGAAUGUAAUGCCACAUUGCAUAAAUCGUUAUGA